Mizuhopecten yessoensis (Yesso scallop) is the source of this 7846-nucleotide messenger RNA. Its product is annotated as frizzled-9-like. Gene Ontology annotation, cellular component: plasma membrane. The record is from RefSeq and is a predicted model, not a curated record. The transcript has a single exon. Lineage: Eukaryota; Metazoa; Mollusca; Bivalvia; Pectinida; Pectinidae. Gene Ontology annotation, biological process: non-canonical Wnt signaling pathway; canonical Wnt signaling pathway. Gene Ontology annotation, molecular function: Wnt receptor activity; Wnt-protein binding. The coding region runs from base 383 to 2197 and encodes 604 amino acids.
UCAGAACAGUGGAUGGUUGCAUUACACCAGGAAAACUUGUUUUACGUUGUAGGUGUGUGUAAUACUGAGAAUCAUUCGCUGGUAAAUUAUUUCGUACGAUGAUUUCCACAGCGCAUUGAUCGUCUUAGUUGCCUGUGUUGUGUGUUUACAGUAGAGCGAGCCCGAGCCGGCCCGCUGAUAUACUGUCAGAGUUAUAAACAGUGUGUCCAUAUCGCUCCCACAGUUGGCUGCCCUCUGCACACACACCGAGAGCAUGUGUCUAUCGUCGAGAUAUCGACACUCUACUACUGGUGGUGGUGAAAGACAACUUCAUCAAACUAACACAUAGUACUGUUGGGAUAUAUCAAAUCAUAUUCGGACGUUUGUGAAUGCAUUAUUCAAAAUGUACAUGUGGAUUUUAAGUGUUCUAUUUGUCGUCUGCUACGCUGUCCCGGGCUCCGUACACGGCAUAUCGCCGUUUGACACAAGAACCCACUAUCAAAGAUGCGAGCGGAUUACUAUCCCGAUGUGUUUAGAUAUGAAAUACAAUUUGACUCGCAUGCCAAAUCUUGUGGGACAUUCAAACCAAAAAGAUGCAGCUAUUCAAAUUCAUCAAUUUUUACCACUGGUACAACUGGGUUGUUCAAGACUGUUGCGUUUUUUCCUGUGUUCACUGUUCGCCCCCAUGUGUACGGAAAUGGACGACGAGACCUUUAUCAUACCUGUUUGUCGUUCUAUGUGUAUUGAAGUACGGACUAAGUGUGAACCCCUGCUCAGUAGGUUCAGCUUCGAGUGGCCACCGAUGCUGGACUGCUCCAAACUUCCCAACAAGGACGACCGGACUCCUAUAAACUUGUGCAUGGAGGCUCCAAAUGUAACGUCGGACCACGAGUUUGACUCGGGUAUGUUUGGGUCGGAAGCUGAGAGUGCUGAAUGGUGGAAGAUUCUAGAGAGUUGGAGGGAGAAAAAGAUGCCAAAUUUUGGUGGAAACAAUUCCAAGACAAAAGUAAUCAAAGAAAAAGGCGUUCGGGUAACUAGACCUCCAGCUCACCAGUGUUCUGACCGGUAUGUGCACGUGGAGAAGAUCGACAGAAACAAUUCGUGUGCUCCUAAGUGCAACAUUGACGUUUUCUUCCGUCAAGAAGACAAACGAUUUGCCGAGAUUUGGACUAUUGUUUGGGCUUCCUUAUGCUGUCUGUCAACAGUGAUGACAUUCCUAACCUUUGUCAUCGAUACCAGUAGAUUUAAAUACCCGGAGAGACCCAUCAUAUUCCUAUCCAUGUGUUACGCUAUUUACUCCAUGGCGUUCAUGAUCCGUGCAAUUACAGGUCCUAAUGCGAUUUCUUGUGAUAGAACACCAGACGGAACGGAGUUCUUGAUUCAAGAGGGACUGGAAAGUACUUGGUGUAUUAUAGUGUUUUUAAUCUUGUAUUUUUUCGGGAUGGCGAGUUCUCUGUGGUGGGUGAUACUAACCGUCACGUGGUUCUUGGCAGCAGGUAGGAAGUGGGGCCAGGAAGCAAUAGAAGCCCUCAGCAGCUACUUCCACCUGGCUGCUUGGGCCAUACCUGCUAUUAAGACCAUUAUAAUACUGACCAUGCGUCGAGUGGACGGAGACGAACUGACCGGUCUCUGUUUUGUGGGCAACCAGGAUCCGGCCGCUUUAACAGGGUUCGUUUUAGCACCAUUAAUUGUGUAUUUGAUUACCGGCACCAUGUUUAUUUUAGCCGGAUUCGUAGCUUUGUUCCGUAUCAGAAACAAUUUGAAAAUGGACGGAAGUUCCAAUAUAAGAAAACUGGAAAAGUUAAUGGCCAAAAUUGGAGUUUUCUCUGUACUGUAUACGGUACCAGCCACGUGUGUAAUUGGAUGCUAUUUUUAUGAACGCGUGCAUUUUCCUAUUUGGACACAACAGUCGAUGGACGCGCCAUGUCGUGUGUCAAAAAACCACAAAGACUGCACACUGGACAAAUCCAUACCUACAGUGGAAGUGUACAUGCUGAAAAUUUUCAUGUCCCUCGUGGUUGGUAUCACGAGCGGGAUGUGGAUUUGGAGUUCCAAGACUGCUAAAUCGUGGAGUAACUUUUGUUCACGGAGAUUCACCAGGCGGAAGUCAAAUUUUAACGGUGCAGGAACUGCAGGGUACCACCAGGCGCCUGUCAUAGUGAUGAAAUCACAACAUGGCCAAAAGUAUGUUCCCAAACCAAGUGGGUCACGGGUAUAACUUGUGUAUCAGCGUAUUUGUGUAGCUGUGUGAUUUAAAAGUGUAUAAAUGUGAGAAAAGUGCCGCUUUUUAAAUGAGUGUGUGUAAUUCAUGUGCGACUGAGAAAUUGGCGGAAAUUAUUGGUAGUCUUUCAGAUUUUUUGGAAAUUUCCUUUUUGCAAUAUUGCAAGUGGAUAUUACUCAGUAUAAUGUUAUACGAGUGCGUUACAUUUAGGGUUUAUAACACAGUGUUUAUGGCUGCUAUAUUUGAUUUUAAUAUUUUAAAAUUAAAAAAAAUAGGCUCUUAUGAAAGUAUUUCACAAAGCACCCAAAUUGAUCAGACGCUCAACUCCAUCGUUCACGAUAUUACAUAUGUACAUAGUGAAAUCGCAUUUGUUAUCUUGGGUAUAUGGACUACCUGUACAGCAAAACUUGCAGAAAUUCCCCCCUGCAUCCGGUGUGGAGUUAGUAUUACGUCGUAAGGUAGCGGUGGUACAGGUAGAUUAAUUACGCUGUUUAUGGCGGUUUCAUUUAGGCAUUUGGAGUGCCACAGGGUCUAGUUGGCAAAGGGAAUUCUAGCUUUAUGGCUACCCAUCAACCAGGCUACUAAUAGGGGUUUAAUAUUUCAACGUGGAAUCUGUGUUGUGUGCGCCAUUACCUAGGGUCACAAUACAGUGUUGUUGUAUAACAUUACACAGAGCUAUCGGGUGUGCGCUACAUCGGUUUAACAGUGCACUGGAGUAGUGGCGUAUUGUCGUCACGUAUAACGAGGGACACAAGAUAUGCCCUCCCAUUCUACACGGCCUAAUGGUAUAAUCGCCCUGUAAUGGCCACGCUUUGUCUAUAUCUUUUGUACCGAUAGGCGGAGUUCCACCACUCUUCUCUCUUUUUUCAUUUUUCUAAAAAGAUAAUUUUAUUUAAUCUUAAAGAAGCUCAAUAUAACGUUUCAUGUUUUUGUCACUUUAAAUUAAAACCCGUGCCAAGCAGUGCUUUUAUUUCAAACCUCUCCAACAAUUACAAUAUUGUCAAACUUGAGUGUAAUUCUUUCCGUCGGUCAUAAAUUUCUCAUCUCGAUUUGAAAUGAUAUUCAUGAGCCCUCCAGCAGUGCACUCUUGCUGUUUUAAAUAAAUUAUUUUCCUAAAUAAGGAAUUAUUUAUAACAAACAAGAAUUAUGCAUGAGGCAGACGUUUUUAUUUAUAUUCCAGACCAGUGAUGCAUCUCGCCCCGUGGUGAGAAGAGGCGAUCGAUUUUUGUUUAUCAUUGUGAUCUGUUGUAAUUCUGUGUAUUAACGGAACUACACAGUCCUAACAGUGAUGUAAUGUAUAAUACUAUCUCCAGUAUAUUGUUUCCUUCUGCUAAAAGUAGCUUCCCUGCCAACGACACGGUAAUUUACUCGUAAUGUACUGUUGCUUAUUAUUUUUAUUUACUUCCCUAAGAAAUAGGAACCGUUUUUUUCAUCCAUUAAGUAGGUAUUUUCUAGCCUAUUAUUGUUCCAUGUGAAUAUGAUAUUUCCACUUGAGGUAAGUGUAUGCAAUCAUUGGUAAGGUUGCCAUGUGUUCUGAACACUUUCUUUUUUCCUCCGUUAAUGACACUGUGCUCCCGUGUAGAUUAAACCCAGAACAAUAUGUGUACCAUCUACCCACAAUACCGGCAAUGUACGCGGCUAUUUUCAGUCACAACUUUUUUGGGGAGCAUUGAAGAUAUAAUUCAAUAUUUCUUUGGUUUAGUAAUUAAGUAAUUUUGUGAAAAUUCCACGUUUUUUCUUUCAUUUUGUUGGGUUUGCUGGAGAUCAAAUGGCCGGUACGGUUGAGGCGGACGGCAUUUUGAUGAGUGUGUGAUAGCUUACAGACGAAGCUUCACUCCAAGGCAGCGGGGACUCGAUAGAAACCCGCUAUCCCAGCUGCCACUAAUUUCAUAGUUUCUUUUCAUCUUUUUAUGUUUGUUGCUGGUUUUUGGACGGCGAGUACCCAGCAUUAGCUGUAGUAUCUAGGCGGUUCACGGCGCUACUCCUUAGUGUAUAGAUGGUACUACAUGGGCAGUCAUGGAUGUAAUAAUUGUAGGUCUUACAUUUUACAUUAUAAAACUGUUUUCUCUACCGAAGGUUAAAAAUAAGGCUUUAAUACUAGACCAGUUAUCACCAAGAACACGAAAUAGUCCUUUUAAGACUUGAGUCCAAAUAUUGAACAUCAAUGAAAUAGUCAUUUUUUUUCUUGGAAUCCCAAAUUCAAAUAUAUAUGUUUUUAAAUCAGUUAAGUUGGGUGAACCAUUCCAUUUUUAAAUUCACAUACAUGUAAUGUACAUGUUUAUAAGGAAUUGAAAAAGUCACUAUAAUAGUAAUAUUUAGAUUUUAACUUGAGGCUAAAUUGUAUGACUGUAUCUUAACAUUAUAAUGAUAGUAAGUUAUCUGAAAUAGCCCUCUUUACUUUCCAUUACUAGUGUAGCACAUGUGGCGAACAGUUAUAGUAAUUAUCUACUGUACGUCACCUAUUGUUCCUCCAACUCCGGUUAUAAUAAUGUAAAAAAUAUCUCUGGUCUUUAAAAAUAUAUUUUGAAACAAGUUUAUUAAUUUCGGUUGGACUUUUUUCACCCGUAAGAAAAUGCAUGGCUCAUUGAAACUUCUGCCUGUUCAAAACUGUGUGGAAAAUUCCAGAGAUAGCAUACAAUGAAAUGAAAGUAAUUUGAAAAUGACUCGCCUGCGAUCGGACUAUAUUACAGGCAAAUUUGUGAUAUGCAUACCAUCUUAAUUACUGGACAGGUGUAAGUUAAUGCAAUAUUUGUUCACUGCUAUCUAAUGAAUAUUAUUGAAUAGUUGUAAAAUAACUAAUUUGAAUAAUUUCUCUUGUGUAGUCUACACAAAGCGCCAUUAGUAUAACAUUUCAUUUUAACCGAUAACGUCCAGUUAAUUCUAAUAUAAAAGCAUACUUCCUAUUCAGCUUUAUUGUUCCGGAUUUGGUAAGAAUUUCUAUUUAUGUUAGACGUUUAGAAAGCACGUAUAACCACAAAUCUACGUCGACAUAAUGUAUAUAAUUAACGUAAUUAAUAUGCCUGUUAAGUCAGAUUUUUUAAUUAUUUCUACGUCCUGAUAAUUAAUUCAAAUUAAUACGCCAUCUACUGCAAGGGUGUAAGCCAUUUCUCACUCAUAACCUAACCUCGCAUGCACAAGUUUAAUGUAUUCAUAACAUUAGCUAUUUAGAUGCAGACGAGUAUAUUGUAAUAUAUACCUAAACUGCGUGGCAUACUUUUUAUUUAUUUAAAUCACCGAAAAUGAAAUGUGUACAACAUAUGAUAACAAAAUCCAUGGGAGUCAGUAUUGACGUUGGUCAACAGCUGGUGUCUGGCUGCGUAUGAGGAACAGUUAAAAGUCAUUCUCAAUCUUUUUAUUAGAUCUUGCUAUAAACUAGAUGAAUUCUGUCUACCGUUAUGAUACUGUAGUUUGAUAGUAUAGUACCCAGAGAAAUAUAUGGCCUCUCGUGAAACUAGCGUUACAUAAGGUCCAAAUAAUCGAUAAACUUCGAAAUUUUGAUUUUGAUUUUUGUAUAGCAUGCAAAGAAUUGCCAACCCUAUGGGACCCCUCCCCCCUCACACACACACACACACACACACACACACACACACACAGACAGAGCUACAGUACUGUAAUUAACUUCUAAAGAUGUGUCGGAUGGUUAUCUCGUGCACUAAUUAGAAUCUAGCUUCAAUUUUUAUCAUUUUUCUAACAAUUUUUCAUUGAUUUCGGUCGUUUUAAUUAACCGUCAUUCAUACAAGGUCAAUCAGAUAGUUAUCAACACUUUUUACCUGUAGAGGGUAUGGGUACUUUUUACCUGUAGAGGGUAUGGGUACUUUUUACCUGUAGAGGGUAUUGGUAUAGGCUAGGCUUUUUAGUGAAAUUAUUUUAUAAAGGAUCGUCAGAAGAUUGUAAACCUUAGUAUUAUGGAAUCGAAAUAUUGAAGCCGUAUUCAUUAUGUGGUUCGAAUAGAAAAUCGUAUUUAUUCUGGGCACUUAAACGAUUUAUAACAAUGGCGCUGAAUAGCUUUGUCCUGGGAGGGCCAUUACCUCUCAACAAAUAUGAGCAUAGAUUUAUGAUAAGUCUUUGAUCUAAAAGUACUACACUAAAUAUUUUUUCAACAGUCUGCUUCAUGAAAGCAAACAUGUUUGUUUUUGUCGAUACUGUUCCGUUCCAUGGCCUUGUAGAUCUUUCAUCAUGAUUUAUCUGCCCAAAAUCAACAAAAAUAGUAUUUAUGAUAUUCGCCGUGCUAAUGAAACCCCGAACCUGACGUUCAAGGGGAAAUAAACACACAUAAAUCACAGUGUUCUUCAGGCCUGGAUCACUGGACUCGCACAAAUACACCACAUAGGAAUUUCACAUUAACGUAUAAAUUGUCAGGAAACAUAUUAAAAUUUUAUAUGUACUUUGGUAUUUAUUUAACUUAUUUUCAUGUAAAAUAAUUCAUAUAUCGCCAAGGUAAAUAAAUUAUUACUAAUGAUGAAGCAGCCUUUUAUAUCAUUUGGAGAAUAACUUUCUCCGACAAAGGAAACGUUUGACGUACGUAGCCAGUCCACACUGCAGGGGUUAAGCACGUGUUUCACACUAUCUAGAUAUAAACUACUACUUCUGUUUAAAUACAGCUAUGACUAGUUGUCUAUACAAUUUCAUUUCGAUGUCCUGGAAAAUUAGAAAUAUAUUCAUACGUUAAAUGGAUUUAAUCGGCAGACAUUGUAAGAGUCGUACUUUGAUGUCGCCGAUCAACCCGCUUUGUUCAGAUGUAAACUCUUCCUAUCACGCUAUGUAGGUCGACACAGAUUUCAAGCGAAAUAUUGCCCGAUAUUUUUUCAGUUAUUUAUUGUUUACCUAGAUCACAAAGAGUCACAAUUUAACGAAGGAAACUCUUUAAUCCGAAUAUUAAUGCGCUACCUGAACAGUGUUACACGGUAACUGAGUGACUUUCUAUGUAACGAUUACUGGUUAUUAAUCUUGAGGAUUCUAUAUUGCGGAUUAACGGGUUUCCUGGUGUUAAUUUGUUGUAGUAUUUAGGUCAUUUCCAUCUUAAGAACUUUUGUUUCGAGUUGUUUAUAUAAAAUGUUUGUUUCCCCGAGUAAGCAGACACAAAUUUCUAAAUAACUGUGUUUUAUUAUGUAAACACGGCAUUCAUUCUGUUAUGAUGAACUACAAAAAAAUGCCAAAACCCAUUAGUGACGUAUGACCGGAAGUUGGUGUGAGAUGUGAACGGAAGUUGAUGCGAGAUACAUUUGGUUUGAGAUGUGAGGAGCACUUGAUGUUUAAUGUGUGGGCACUUGGAUUCGAGGUACACGGGUAGUACUAAACUGUGGAAGUUUUAAACGUGAAGGAUGUAUGUCAAAUGAUAAAUGUGUAUGUUUGUGAAAUUAUGAAAAAGUACAUUAAUGUAUAAUUAUUAUAGUGCUAGAUGCGACAGAUAGUUGCAUCUUUAAAACAGUUUUGUAAAACACUGAUUUAAAGGCGUCCUGUCUUGAGAAAAGCGUCCCUUGGUGGUUGAUCUUGGAAGCAAUAAUUAGAGCGACUUGGAAGGCUCCUCUCGAGACAGGGUGUCAGCAUUGCAUUAUAAGGCCACCCUAUUAGGAGGCAAUCUUUUCAAAGUUGUUGAUAUUGUACUAUGGCAAAAAAAGUUUAUUAAUAAAAUAUUGUUUUUCUAAA